Messenger RNA from Lachnellula hyalina, 663 nucleotides. RefSeq lists its product as uncharacterized. Bases 1 to 663 code for a protein of 220 amino acids. The record is from RefSeq and is a predicted model, not a curated record. The transcript has 3 exons. Lineage: Eukaryota; Fungi; Ascomycota; Leotiomycetes; Helotiales; Lachnaceae.
AUGAACCAUCACGUGAUGGAGGCUCUCGGUAUCAAGAAGGCAUUCUCCGCAUGGCCCUUCUCGCACCCAACAAGAUCGAGGGUGGAAUUCCCCUCGGUACAUCCAUGGACAACGAAUCCGAGCGUACCCAAAAUCUCGGCUGCUGGGACGGUGCAGCCGCUUGUACAGGCCCGAUCGACUGAUGGAUCACCACCCGCGCAACGCCGGAUUUCCAACCGGAGGAAGACUUUUGCAACUUCCUUAUCGACAUCGGUUUCGGCAAAGAUUGCGAGCAAGCACUGUGAGACUUCUGGAUUGAGACGAUUCAGGGGAAUUACACAGGGGAUGAGGGACGGCGCCGGGCGUGCAUGGCUGCUAUCAACUUGCGAGAGCGAGAUGGGCUGCACGAUCAAGAUGUUUACUAAUGCUGUAUCUGCUGAGCUUGUUACGGUACUGGUGGGGCGCAUUUUCUCAGCGCGUCGCAUCCGAAGGAGGUGGAUCAGGCUCUUGUUGAUUUCGUUGGGAAGUGGAAGGAUAGGCAUGUUUGAGGAUGGAGUUGGUGGGAUGGAAGCGCGGGGUUUUUUGAUAUGUACCGGGCACAGUAAGCGAAAGAUAUCGGAUUCAUACCUAGGUAUAUUUGAAGACCGGACGGAGGAAUGGUCGGUCACUGGCUUUGGCGCUUGA